Penicillium robsamsonii is the source of this 933-nucleotide messenger RNA. RefSeq lists its product as uncharacterized. Bases 1 to 933 code for a protein of 310 amino acids. The record is from RefSeq and is a predicted model, not a curated record. The transcript is spliced from 3 exons. Lineage: Eukaryota; Fungi; Ascomycota; Eurotiomycetes; Eurotiales; Aspergillaceae.
AUGACUGGUGAACCUGAUGAAGAUGAUGAUAACGCUGAAGAGGGAGCCUCUAUGCGUGAACGACUACAGAAGACCCCGACGAAAGAACGAUUCUACGAACUUGCACCUGAUAAGGUUAAUACUGAGGCUAUGGUUAAGAAUCUCGUUAUUGAACGAGAUGAAGCUAUUACUCAUCGAGACAUUGCCAUUCGUGAGCGUGGUGACCUUACUUUCCGACUUAUGAAUCUCCAGAACCAGACUGGCACCGACGAACCGAUUGCGGGGGCCGCUGCUACCCGAAAAUCUACGAAGAUGCCUGACGCCCCGAUGCUGAAUGACGGAAAGGAAGUUCGAUUCGAAACCUGGGAAACCGUGAUCCGCCAGAAACUUAAAGCAAACGCCGACCAUUACCCGUUACCAGUUCACCGAAAACUCUACGUACAGAGCCGUUAUGAAGGGAAGGCUCAGCUACAUAUUACACCUCGUCUCAACGCAGAGUCAAUGAACCCGUACCGUGACUCUGAAGAUAUGAUCGCCCACCUGAAAACUGUCUUCGCGAACCCGAACCUGAACCAGGAUACCGUUUUGUUCGACACAUUCACUCAGAGUUACCAGAGCAUGUCCCAUGAGAUCAAUCUUCAGCAGGAAGCAAAGUCCACCUCACGUACCCGGCCUACGAUCCUAGCUACCGGCGGAAGCGGUGCGCUUACCACGAAUCAGUCAAAUACUCCUCGUGUGAAGCGGGAGUACACUCCUAGCCUAUUAAUGUCCGAGAGAGAAACCUUAAUGAAAGAAGGUCGAUACUUUAACUAUAAGGAACAAGGACAUAUGACCCGUGAUUGCCCGAAGAAGAAGUUAAACCCUCCGACGAUUGCCGCCACCGCUCCCCGUGUGAAUGAGGUCGCAGAACUGGAAUCCCAUGUCAAUGAUAAUCAGGGAAAAGCCAGUGCCUAG